Molecule: messenger RNA, 1073 nt
Organism: Cylicostephanus goldi
Lineage: Eukaryota; Metazoa; Nematoda; Chromadorea; Rhabditida; Strongylidae
Source: the annotation of a GenBank genome assembly
AUGAGUUCAUUUUCAUAUUGCGACGGUGGUAGUGUUCUUUCUUUGAAAAGUAUUGGACCACUUGGCACUCAUGAGGAUUCGCGAAGGAUAACAACGGCGGUUGAUAAACUGCAGUUUUAUAGGUCUGCAAAAGUUUACCGUGCAAAAGAUCUCAGCAUUCUGGACGCUUUCGAUGAUGAGAUCGAUAGCAAUGUUAAUUCAGUGUUCAAUGGCGUUCUUGAAGAGAUCACCAGUUUCUUCUUAUCAAGUGAGGUACUUCGCGAGAAUAUAUUCGGUCUGAGGCGAGUGUCGCGAAAAUUAAAAACAGCGGUGGUUCAAUGCAGUGCUGCUGAAGUGAGUCGUCUAGUAAAUGGCGUACUAGGCGGUCUUGGUAGAGAAGUUGGUGAACAUUUGGUAAUCAAAUCCGGACAAACAAGUAUCAACGAUGUUGUCAGCAGAUUCGAUGACUGCAGCGGUAAAAAAAAACAGCUUCUGGUUAUCGAGCAAGGCGAGUCCCUUAGCUCACAAUUUUUAAAUGGCCUGUUCUCCUCCUUGGCUUGUCUUACUUGUGAGAUAAUCAUUCUGUUAUGCAUCUCUACAAAGCAGAUCAUGUUUACCUCUCGGGUAUCACGAAGAACCUUGUCUCAACUUUGCAUCCGGCAUUUCUCAUUUUCCCUUUCUCACGAAACGUUCAACAAGAUGUUGGCGGACGUACUGCUCAACCCCUCCUUCACAGACAUGAGGUUACAUCCGCUACUGCUCCGAUUUAUAAGGUCAUCGUUCUGCAGAGACGACUUCUCCGUCUCUUCAGUCAAAACUUGCAUCAGAUUUGCACUUUUACGUCAUCUAUGGACGAAUACAUCUUUUGAUUCAUCGAAAGAAGAAUCUGAGGGCUUCAUCAGCGCUACAGAUAAGUAUUUAGGCGUUCUUCGGUUUUUACACGAAAAUAUCCAUUCAGACGAUCAACGCAAAGAAUAUUUCUCUCAGCUACUGAAGCUUCACGAAGAUGUGCAAUUGAAUGGCUUCGAUCUGAUUGCCAGCUUAUCUAGUUACAGGUAUGUUCCACAUAAAUCUAUACGUUGUCUAGCCUGAUC